AUUAUGUUGAGUUUGUGUCGCAGCCGCUGUCUUCAUAUCGCGAGGCGCCAUUGUCGCCACCUAUGCAAGUGCAACCAGCGAGGAGGAGGAGCGAUGAGUGGACGUUCCUGCAGGGAGGACCUUCCCACGAAUUCUCGUGUGCUAGCCGCAUUCGACUUUGAUAUGACCAUUAUAAAUCAGGACUCGGAUUCAGUGGUCAGUCAAUUGCUGCCUCGGGAGCAGUUCAAUGCCGAUCUGUUGGGUCUGGUCCAGCGGUGUGGCUGGGUUGUCUUUAUACGUGAGGUGCUUUUGCUCUUGCAUGAGCGUGGAAUAAAAUCCUUAGAUAUUGGAAAUGUGGUGCGACGGAUUCCUGCUGUUCCGGGCAUGUUGCGACUGUUGCGCAAGCUGGCAAGGCAACCCUCACUGGACAUGUUCAUCAUAAGCGACGCCAAUUGCUUCUUUAUCGAGGAGUGGCUUUUAGCGCAUGGUGUGCGCCAUUUGUUUUCCGGAAUCAUCUCGAAUCCGGCCACCGUUGAGGCACAGGGUGAGGUGAUGGUCUGGCCCUAUGAAGAGCAGACGCAUUGUCAGCAUUGUCCCCGAAACCUCUGCAAGGGCUCCGCACUGCACGAGUUGUUGAGUAGCGAAUGUUAUGAGCGGGCCAUCUAUGUGGGGGACAGCUGCAACGAUUUGUGCGCCAUAAUGAGAUUACGGCCCAUGGACCUAGCCUGCAUACGCCUAGGACUGGAACUGCAUAGCAAGUUAAAGACACAUAUGAAUGCCAUUAAGUCCAGUGUGUUGCUAUUUCGUGAUGGACACGAUCUGUGCGAGCUUCUCUUCCCCGCUAAUUCCCGCACCAUACAAUUUCAACCCCAAAAUCAUUACAUUCACAGUUAAUUUGUAUUGUAAGGCAAAAUUAUUAAUGCUGCUGUUUUAUUCGACGACUUACAUAUGCUUAAAGAAAAUAUUAUAUCAUAAUAUAGGUUUAAUUUGUG
Scaptodrosophila lebanonensis is the source of this 971-nucleotide messenger RNA. Its product is annotated as probable phosphatase phospho2. NCBI's taxonomy places the organism in Eukaryota, Metazoa, Arthropoda, Insecta, Diptera, Drosophilidae. Bases 4 to 873 code for a protein of 289 amino acids. The transcript has a single exon. Gene Ontology annotation, molecular function: phosphatase activity. The record is from RefSeq and is a predicted model, not a curated record.